Messenger RNA from Dothidotthia symphoricarpi CBS 119687, 453 nucleotides. RefSeq lists its product as uncharacterized. The record is from RefSeq and is a predicted model, not a curated record. The transcript has a single exon. The coding region runs from base 1 to 453 and encodes 150 amino acids. NCBI's taxonomy places the organism in Eukaryota, Fungi, Ascomycota, Dothideomycetes, Pleosporales, Dothidotthiaceae.
AUGUCGAUCAACACUCACGUGACAUAUCUCCUGGUCAAAGAUGAGAGCGCUACCCCAUCCUUCGGUAGAGACUUCACCACUCCAGCGACUCUAGCCCCCCUGACAUUAACGAUUGCUGCGACCAUAUCACCUCGCUUGAUGACAGGCUCAGACAUACAGUCUACCCUGAUCACUAUGCCUUCUUCGGCAAUUUCAACCAUCACAACUGAUGUUACAUCAACUCCCACUUCAGCUGUGGACGUAGAGAAAGGUUCUGUCGACUUUGGCAAGAUUGCUGGGAUAACAGCAGGUGGAAUUUUCGGGGCGAUCUGUCUGUGUCUGGUGUUCUACUGGCUCUAUGCUCAAAGUCGUGGAAUCAAAGUUUGCAACUGCUUCAGCUCGUUCACCUGCUUUGGUCGCUGGAGUCAAACGGAGGAGGCGGAGAAGCCCAAAGUCGAUAAUAGCAGUCACUGA